UCUCUCCACAUGGCCAUGUCUCUUCACUCCUUUCUUCACCAUCCCAGGAUCACUCACCAUUUCGUAAGCUCUGCUUCGUGCGGUUGACGCGCACGACAGCUAGCUUGAGGUGAAUUAUACCUAGCCACACCAUAGCAGAUUGAAGACGAUGGUUCACCGGCCGGCUGCAGCGAAUCGGUCAGGCUCAGGCGCAGGGCGGAGCCAGGUCGUGGACCAGCCGGCCGCGGCGAGAGGCACCAACGGGAGCGGGAGGCGGCAGCAGCAGGCGGCGCAAGAGCUGGUGCUGCGUCGGCUGCUGCCGUGCAACAAGGGCAAGGCGUGCCGGUUCAAACGCACCUGCUUCAGCGAAGAGGACGACGCCGCCUCCUCCGCCAUGCUCCUCCUCGCCUGCGUCGUUUGCGCCCCCUCCCUUUGAUGAUUAGUAUUAGGCCUGCUUAUAUAACUAAUCAGAAUGGAUCACGUCAUGUGAUGCGUGUCAGUCUGUGCCUCAUCGAAAAAAUGUGUUCACUGUGUACUGCACUACUUACUGGUGAUUGAUUCAUUCGUCUCUCUCAACGAGUGUUUGGCAGCAA
Sorghum bicolor (sorghum) is the source of this 572-nucleotide messenger RNA. RefSeq lists its product as uncharacterized. The record is from RefSeq and is a predicted model, not a curated record. NCBI's taxonomy places the organism in Eukaryota, Viridiplantae, Streptophyta, Magnoliopsida, Poales, Poaceae. The transcript has a single exon. Bases 149 to 415 code for a protein of 88 amino acids.